This is a messenger RNA of Cucurbita maxima (winter squash), 968 nucleotides long. Its product is annotated as thaumatin-like protein 1. Lineage: Eukaryota; Viridiplantae; Streptophyta; Magnoliopsida; Cucurbitales; Cucurbitaceae. Gene Ontology annotation, biological process: defense response. Gene Ontology annotation, cellular component: extracellular region. Bases 15 to 929 code for a protein of 304 amino acids. The record is from RefSeq and is a predicted model, not a curated record. The transcript has 3 exons.
GUUGUUCUUUCUCAAUGGGAUUUAUUCAAACCCAUUUUCUCUCUCCUUCUCUUUUGUUUCUCUCUCUUCUUUUGAUCAUCUUCUUUACAGGCGUUUCUGGAGCUCGAUUUACACUUAUAAACAGAUGCGAUUACACUGUUUGGCCGGGAAUUCUCGGCAACACACAAUUGGAAUUUACUGGAUUCGAGCUUUCUCCGGGGGCGGCGCGUUCACUCCACGCGCCUCCAGGGUGGUCCGGCAGAUUCUGGGGUCGGACCGGCUGUUUGUUCGACCCAGCCACCAGUCAGGGAAGCUGCCGUACUGCUGACUGUGGAUCAAAUCAAAUGGAAUGCAAUGGCGCCGGAGCAACGCCGCCGGCUACUCUGGCUGAGUUCACAAUCGGCGCUAGUGCCGGCGCGCAGGACUUUUAUGACGUCAGCUUGGUUGACGGCUACAACAUUCCGAUGGUCAUUGAGGCCACCGACGGUAACGGCGUGUGUCAGUUGACUGGGUGUGCGGCGGAUUUGAACCGGCGUUGCCCUGUGGAGCUGCGUGCCGGCGAUGGGAAGGCGUGCAAGAGUGCGUGUGAGGCGUUUGGGAACCCGGAAUAUUGCUGUAGCGGCGCGUAUAAUUCACCCGCCGCCUGUAAGCCGUCGGUGUACUCGGAAAUUUUCAAAUCAGCUUGCCCCAAAUCAUAUAGCUAUGCCUUUGAUGAUGCAACAAGCACUUUUACUUGCAGUGGUGCUGACUACACCAUUACAUUCUGCCCUUCCUCAACCAGCCAAAAACCAGAAAGAGACGCAUCAAGUAGAGAAGGGCCAUCGGUAUUCAACGGUUCAUGGCUGCCGGACUUCAUCACCGGCGGCGGAUCAUCAAAAACAAUGGUUUUUAUGUCUUCAACUUUGAAUUCAACGUUGUUUCUUCUUCUUCUUUUCAUUAGAUUUGUUUAAUUUUGCUGAGAUUAUCCAAAUUUAGUUCUUAAAUUCUUA